Didymodactylos carnosus is the source of this 1569-nucleotide messenger RNA. The record is from the annotation of a GenBank genome assembly. Lineage: Eukaryota; Metazoa; Rotifera; Eurotatoria; Philodinida; Philodinidae.
AUGCUUUGUUUUUGUUCUAGCCCGAUUGAUGGCGAUCGUUAUUAUCUACUUUAUUCAUGGUAUUAUAAUCGAAUACAGCCAAAAUUUCAAAUAACAAAAAGUCGUACGUUUUUUAUUUAUAAUAUAACAGAACAAAUGCAAGGUAUUUAUAUUUGUCAUGCUGACGAUGGUUCUGAAAAAUUAGAAUUUGAAAUGACAUUAACUAUUGAUAAAAAAAAUUCGACUCAAUUUAUGAUCUUAUUGUCUAUUGGUAUUGUGUUACUUGUUAUUUGUUUACUAAUUGCUCUUUUUAUUUGUUUAUCGUUAAAAUAUAAUUUUUGUAAAAAAUUAUGGAAAAAAAAAUUGGAUCAUCAAAAACUUAGUGGUGAAGAUGUAUCUGUUCCUGGUCAAAGAGGUAACAAUGGCAAACCAGAAUAUACUGCAUCUCAUGUUUAUUGUUAUAUCGACAGUCGUUUACAUAAAAAGUCAAUCCCUACACAUCAACAUGAUCUUAAUAACGAUACAAGGAUCGAUAUACACAAUCGCUAUUACAUCACUGAAGGUGGAACAACAACAUCAGUAAUUCCACGAAGUGACAUUUAUUGGAAUGUCUAUGAAACCAUUGAUUACAUUGAUGCUGAACAACAAGCAGUGUUACGUGUACCCGAACAGGUACAGCCUACACAAUAUCACAGAGUACCUAACGUCCAUCAGUCAUCAGUUAUACUUGAAGCAGAGCAACGUGAAGAAAUUCCAUCAUUGUACAACAUAUCGAAUUCAACAAUAUCAAAAGAUGCUACAUAUUGCGUUACUCAUAUUAUGCCUAGUAGACGAUACGAUCAAAAAUAUAAUUUACUAAUACCGCGAGCAUCACAGCAAAAAGAACGUUAUCAUACAUGGCUUCAAAACAGCAGUCAGAGUACACAAGAUUCAUUUCUGUCACCAAACAUUCAACAGCAACCGACGCCAACUCGAAUGAGUGGUGACGGAGCUGAAAGUGAAUAUCACCACAGAUCUCACCGAAGUUAUCCCGAAUCUGAAUCUGAUUUUCUCACAAGACCAUCGACACAACUACACCAAAAACCAACUGUUCGUUUUUCAAUGGAAAAUGAUUUGAAAGCGAUAAAUCAAUACAGAAAUAUAAAUAAUGCACCUAUAACUGGUCAAGAAGAACAAAAGCAAGAAUCAUCCUCAUUCGUUAGACGAAAACGUUGCCAAAGUGAAUUACAAUCAAAAUGUACACUAAUCGAGGAUCCGGAAGACGAUGAUGAACCAUAUGGUCGUAAUACAUCGACCCAAUGGACAUUUUCCGAAUCAUUUAUAAAAUCAAAUGUUUCUAAAGAGAUAAUGUCAAGAAUGAAAUCUGAAUUUCCGGACGAUUUGCUACGAGUGAUGAUGCCACUUGUACCCAAUGCUAAUCCGAUUGUACGUUCAUCCAGUUCCGUAUUAUCGUUUGAUUCACAAAUCGAAAUUGAUGAUUUUCAGCAAAUGUCAAUCGUGUGUGAUGAAGCACAUGUUAAUCUUACCCAAAUAAAACCCAAAUUGAAUUUGGAUAUUUUUUUGUCAUCGACAGAUAUUGAACAAAAAUAG